Messenger RNA from Kwoniella shivajii, 633 nucleotides. RefSeq lists its product as uncharacterized. The coding region runs from base 1 to 633 and encodes 210 amino acids. Lineage: Eukaryota; Fungi; Basidiomycota; Tremellomycetes; Tremellales; Cryptococcaceae. The transcript has 3 exons. The record is from RefSeq and is a predicted model, not a curated record.
AUGUCCGAAAUUGCUCUCAUCUUAGGAUCUGGUUCAAGAGUUGGGGAAUCAACAGCAAGAAAGUUUCUGGAAGCUGGAUUCAAGGUGGCAACUGUAUCAAGAACCCCGCGAGCAUCGCAAUCGGAGAAACACGUACACCUUACUGCUGAUCUGACCAAUCCUGCUUCUGUCGAUCCCGUAUUCAAUCAGCUUCAACAACAAUGGGGCGUACCGACUGUCGUGAUAUACAAUGCUUAUGGGGGUUUCGUCACUGAUCCAAAUCCCCUUGCUGCGCCCCUCGAAGAAUUUGCGAAGACCCUCAACGCAAAUACUUUGUCCGCGUACGCUGCUGCUUCGAUCGCCUACGCCAGGAACAAGGGAGUCACCUUUAUAUAUACCGGAAAUGCAUUGAAUACGGUUCUUGACCCCAAGCUCACAACCUUAGGUGUCGGAAAGGCGGCAUCCUGCAAGUGGAUCCAGGAAGCAGCAGCCGCGCAGCAACUGAGACCGGCGACGUUCUACUAUUGUGAUCAAAGGACUCCAGAGGGACUACCAUGUUACACCGGACUUAGCGGUGAAGCACACGCUGACUUAUAUCUUGAUUUGGCCAGGCGGGAGGAACAAGGAGAUCCUGUGAUAAUCUUCCGCGCCUGA